AUGGGCGGUCGAGGCAAUCGAGGCGGUCGCUCGCAUCAGUGGACGCGCGAUGGGACCUCGCGGCGCGGCGACGACGCCGUCGGACGCGGUGGACGCGGUGGACGAGGCGCGGUGGGAGUGCGCAGACGCGACGCGCUCGAAGAAGAUCUCGUUCGCGAGGCGCCCAACUGGACGCUGUCGUGCUACGGACCGAGGGGUGAGCAGCCGAACCUUCUUGGAGGCGAUACGUCGUUCGAGGAGCUGCGGGCGUGCGCGAUCGCGACGGUGCGCGCGGGAAUGGACGCGCGGACGGUGCACGCGCGGGCGAGAGAGUACGCCGAGGCGAAAAAGUCCGACGCGCGAGGGAUCCUGUCGUUCCCGGAGGCGCAGUUGAAGGAGGUGUUGGAUAAGGUGGAGCGAGGAACGAUGGCGCCCGCGGGGGCGCAGCGCGUGAUCGAGGGGGUGGCGUUGGGGAACGCGGGGGUCGCGCCGGCGCCGGGGCUCAACGCGGGCGCGGCGGCGUUCUCGCCGCAGACGGGAACGAACGCGGGUGCCGGUUUCGGCGGUGGAUUCACCACCGGUUUCACGGGUGGGUUCGUGGGCGCGGGAAUGGGCGUCGGGCGCGGGGUCGCAGGCGGUGGGUUCGCGGGCGGCGACGCGUCGACGAGUCCGUUCGGCGGAACGAGUCCGCAACUGGCGGCUCCUUCUCCUUUCGGCGGCGGCGGUGGUACGAGUCCGUUCGGCGGUGGUGCGGUCGCGCAAGCCCCGCUCACGCCCCUGAUGCCGGAUCCGAACGACCCGAACUCCGCGGCUUGGUGCGCUCCCGCGUUCACGUUCGGUAACAUACCGGACGAUCCGCCGCCGCCGCAGUUCAUUCGCUGA
Messenger RNA from Ostreococcus tauri, 861 nucleotides. RefSeq names its product unnamed product. The record is from RefSeq and is a predicted model, not a curated record. Bases 1 to 861 code for a protein of 286 amino acids. Lineage: Eukaryota; Viridiplantae; Chlorophyta; Mamiellophyceae; Mamiellales; Bathycoccaceae. The transcript has a single exon.